This is a messenger RNA of Betta splendens (Siamese fighting fish), 1399 nucleotides long. RefSeq names its product claudin-4-like. Gene Ontology annotation, molecular function: structural molecule activity. Bases 141 to 815 code for a protein of 224 amino acids. NCBI's taxonomy places the organism in Eukaryota, Metazoa, Chordata, Actinopteri, Anabantiformes, Osphronemidae. The record is from RefSeq and is a predicted model, not a curated record. Gene Ontology annotation, biological process: bicellular tight junction assembly; cell adhesion. The transcript has a single exon. Gene Ontology annotation, cellular component: plasma membrane; bicellular tight junction.
AUAACACCCCACCCUGCCCCACCCGCUGCUCUGCUCUGCGCUGUGCUGUUCUCUGCGCCCUGCUCUGCUCUGCGCUACCAGCUGUUUCUGGUUUGGAGCCGGGGCCUGCACAGCGGAGGAGGCGCAGGCAGACCGCGGUCAUGGAGCGGCAGCUGGAGCUCGCCGCCCUCGCUGUGGCCCUCUGCGGGUGGUUCUGUGCCAUUCUGACACGCUGCCUGGCCCUGUGGACGGUGAGCGGCACCCUCAACAACCUGACGGCCACGCUGCCGGCCUACUGGGAUGGGGUGUGGCUGGAAUGGGAUCACUGGGACCUGGCCCAUGAUGGCAGCCUGCACUGCUCCUUCUACCAGCUGCUGAUGUCUCUUUCUGGGAGCUUUCGGACGUGGAGGGCGCUCAUCAUGGCGGCUAUAGGAGCCGGGUCCUUUGCUGUGGUCAUCGGUGCAGUGGGGGCAGUGUGGUUCCCUGCACGUGGUCAGGUCAAAGUGUUCGCUGGCGCUCUCUUUGCUUUGUCUGGAAUCCUGCUGCUCGUUCCCACAGCGUGGACGUGCCAUCACACCACGCAGCCUCUGGAGGGCACUGUGCUGCUGAGGAGAGCGUGGGGACCUGCACUGUACCUUGGAUGGAUCUCCUUCGCACUGAUGCUGGCUGGAGGGGUGUUCCUCAUGACCAGAUGUCACAGCGGCAGCACGAAGCCACAGCAGCCUCAAGUGGGUGCGUACCCGACUCAAGAAGAUCAGUCUAACCACCCACUGAGCAGGAUCAACAGGACUACGUUCACACACAGCCAGUACGAGCGCAGAUCAGAGCCUAUCUGACGAGAAGGGAUUCAGCAGGGAAUUGAUUCAUGUGAUACACUGGUUUGACUAAGCCUGACCUUGACAUUAGAAAGCACUAGUGUCAUUUCACUUUUUACACUUGGAGGUUUCAUUUUCUACUUUUUGUGACUGUAUCGACCUGUUGCCAUAACUGAAACCAAACCAGUUCAUGCACUAGAGAUACUGACCAUAACGCCAGAUCCUGCACCUCUGAAGAGUUAUCACACGGCGUGUUUGGUUUGGUGAGAAAGGUGAACAUGUUUACAUCUGAUAUUAGUUUGUGCUGUUACCGUCACUACUAUAUGUAUAUAUUGUAGCAUUUUCUUUUUGUCGUGUUAAGUAUUUCAUAGUGUGUGGUGUAAAGAAAGUAGCCAGUGUUUUGAGUAGCUUAACAACAUUUAUUUCUAAUCAACAUUUUAGUUCUGUAUGUGUCGUUUACAAUGUUUGGAAGUUGCUUCAUGUGAAUGUAGAUCACAGAACAUGAUGAUUUAUGUUUCAUCAACUUUACAGUGAAAGUUGACCUAAAACACAAAAUGUCAGCAGUUUUUUCCAAUAUUUACUCUAAAUAAAAAAAUAAAACUUUC